This is a messenger RNA of Exserohilum turcica Et28A, 405 nucleotides long. RefSeq lists its product as uncharacterized. The record is from RefSeq and is a predicted model, not a curated record. The transcript has a single exon. NCBI's taxonomy places the organism in Eukaryota, Fungi, Ascomycota, Dothideomycetes, Pleosporales, Pleosporaceae. The coding region runs from base 1 to 405 and encodes 134 amino acids.
AUGGUGUUCGGCUUGGCUCAGUGGGGGCAUGGCCAUCCAUUAGAUGAGAAACGCACAAGGUGUUACUACAACGUGAAAGACGUUGGACUUGAAACAGCAUCAUCUGACACGCCAAUUUUCUCUGAGAAAUCACCGCUCACCAUCACUCCACGUCCAACUGGUGUGGUGAUGGAAAGGGCGAUCAGGGGUGAAAUCGGUGGCGAAAACGAUUUGUAUUUCGUACCAUCGAAGAGCUCAUUAGAGAGAGAUGGGAAUGUCGCUAAUAGAAUUCUUGAUUACAUAGGCUGUUCUCAGUACUUUGAGCCUGGGUCAGUAGUUCAUACCCGGAGGCCUAGAUUCGACCGAGUCAAGCGCUGGCUCGUCAAUCACAAUUUCAAGUUACCUUACCCUUCUCCUAGUGACUAG